Molecule: messenger RNA, 1023 nt
Organism: Colletotrichum siamense
Lineage: Eukaryota; Fungi; Ascomycota; Sordariomycetes; Glomerellales; Glomerellaceae
Exons: 1
Coding region: 1-1023 (340 amino acids)
Source: RefSeq, a predicted model, not a curated record
AUGAGUGUGUCUUGGGUAUCGGCCGAUUGCCAGCGUGGCUGGAGGCACGAACAGCAAAGAAAUCCUCAUACCCGUGAACCUUCACCAGAGGUUUUCGCUCGAUUCUCGACUUACUACCGCGCCCCUGUCAUGGCCGGCCAACAGCAGGUCGUGGAAGAGAAUGAGAUCGAGGGCGGAGAGAAGGAUUACGACUAUCGUCGGCCCGAAUCAUCUACAGACGAAGAGGAAGAGGACUACGUGUACAGGCGUCGGCAGUGGUUGGUAGGCGCCAGCAGCCCCUCUAUUAGCGAGGACGAUUGGGCCGGAUACUCAGAGGACGGCGAAGCCGAGUCGAGCCAGCCCGCCGGCCUCAGAGACGGCGAAAAUGACACCUCAAGCCACUUCGAAAUUGACCCUCACGACCUUCUCAGAGAACUAGAGGGACGCAACUACAGAGUCGCUGACGAAUACUCUGGCUACGACGGUGUCGACGAGAAUGUUCUUCGCCUAGCCGCCGUCCAAGACGACUAUUACGACGGAGACUGCGAGGAUAACGAGUCUUGGUGGUACGAUGAUAUGAACGAUAACGAGGUUCUGGACGACAACGCAUACCGCCACGACGAAUUUCUCGAGCGUUGGGGAGCUGUUGACUGGCACCAAGAGCCAAGGCAACGCGAGGACGCGCCUAUCUCACCCCGAACCAGAGCUGGUACUCCUGGCAGCCCUGCCAGUGUUGUCAAUGACUGGAAUGACCUCAGCGAUUCCAGUGAUUCCAGCGUUGAGUUCCUCUUUGAAUGUCAAGCCUGGGAUUCGUCAACAAACAGCAGUGGUAGCAGCAUCGACACUCAGCUGUCUUCCUUCUCCGACACUUCAAAACGUGAGAGGUCGGAAUCGCUAGAGGCCUUGCAAGAUUCAGUCCAGGUAGACUCGCUACGUCGCGCAGUCAUUCACCGCGAGAGCGACAAGCGAAAGCGGGAGGACAGCGUCGAAUUUCUCUUCGAAUUUGAACGCAACGUCAGACGGAAAUUCAACAAUUCGAUCUAA